This is a messenger RNA of Orussus abietinus, 1454 nucleotides long. Its product is annotated as alpha-tocopherol transfer protein-like. Bases 309 to 1214 code for a protein of 301 amino acids. Gene Ontology annotation, cellular component: membrane. The transcript has 5 exons. Gene Ontology annotation, molecular function: phosphatidylinositol bisphosphate binding. The record is from RefSeq and is a predicted model, not a curated record. NCBI's taxonomy places the organism in Eukaryota, Metazoa, Arthropoda, Insecta, Hymenoptera, Orussidae.
UCGGAGGCGAGUCUCGAGUGCAGUUCUUGACGUUGCAACUGCAAUCCAUCGCAUCUAGCGGUCAGUGUUACUCGGGCGAUUCGAUAGGCCGGAUAAGAGCCAUCUUCCCAAGUCGACACAAUUCCCUUCACCUCGUCUUCUGCAACAGCUCGUCGAGCGGUAGACUGGCCGUUUAAGAGGAGCGAUUUGCGUAAUUAUUCCUUUCUUGUCCACUUGUCUGCAGGUCUGUAAGUAAGGAUAUCGAGAUAUAGAGGUAACAAUGCUUACGUAAUUCGGCUCAUCAAAGCUUGAGUUAACGACGGUGAACAAUGGCUCUCAUAAAAAGUCCGACCUUGGAGGAAGAGAUGAGGAAAAAUCCGGAACUGAAGGAGUCGGACAUCCAGGCGUUGAGAGAAUGGUGUGCUAAACAGCCGCAUUUGCCGAAAAUCUCGGAUUUCGAGCUUGCACUCUUCCUGCACAGCAAUUAUUACCGCUUGGAACCAACGAAGAACACCAUUGACGUGUUCUACACCAUAAGAAGCCACGUGCCCGAAUUGUUCUCCAACCGAGACCCCCUCGGAUCAAAAGCGAUGCGCCAGGCCUUGAACGUUGGCUGUUUCCUGCCGCUGAAGAAGACGACGGAGGAGGGGUACAAGAUCGUCUUAGCGAAGCUGGUGGACUUUGAUCCUUCCCAUUACGUGUACAACGACUGCACCAAGUACUUCUGUAUGGUGUUGGAUAUGUGGCUAUACACCGAGGGCACGGCCAAGGGUCACGUUUUGUUAAUAGACAUCGAAGGCGUUACUCUUGGCCACGCUGGUCGCCUCAGUCCCAUGGGCCUUAAGAAGUUCCUCUACUACCUUCAAGAUGGGUUACCAGUCAGGUUGAAGGGUAUGCACUUCAUGAACACCUCCCCGGUGAUGGACGUUAUCCUGGGGAUGAUGAAACCCUUCAUGAAGAAGGAACUGAUGGACAUGCUCCACAUGCACUCGACUACCGAAAGCUUGACCAAGUAUAUACCUCUGGAAGCUCUGCCGAACGAGCAAGGUGGAAAAGCUGGUCCUCUUGCAGAAUUGAAUGCUGCUCAGGUAAAAAUUCUGGAAGAUCACCGAGCCUGGUUCCUGGACGAAGAAGUUUCGGCCAGGGUCAACGAGUCUCUUCGACCUGGCAAGGCCAAAAACGCCACCGACCUCUUCGGGGUCGAGGGAAGCUUCAAGAAGCUGGAAAUAGAUUAAGAGCAUUUCCUUCGAUUUGUGGGAAGCGUUGAUAAAGCGGCCACUCAUUGGACUACAGGGGAUUUGCAUAGGAUUUUUACGAUACUAAUAAUUUUAAGAUACCUUAAGGCGAUAUGAAAGUGGCGUCAAGGAGGUCUCGUUUGUGAAACUUUUCUCCGAGCUGGGUGUACCGAAUCGUCUUAAACUUUAUAAUGUGAACAUUGAGGCUAUAAUAAAGAUGUUGACACCCAUGAAAAUCAA